This is a messenger RNA of Seriola aureovittata, 2336 nucleotides long. RefSeq lists its product as uncharacterized. The record is from RefSeq and is a predicted model, not a curated record. The transcript has 9 exons. The coding region runs from base 102 to 1160 and encodes 352 amino acids. Gene Ontology annotation, molecular function: transmembrane signaling receptor activity. Gene Ontology annotation, cellular component: plasma membrane. NCBI's taxonomy places the organism in Eukaryota, Metazoa, Chordata, Actinopteri, Carangiformes, Carangidae.
AAGGCAGAAGUGUUCAAUUUCUAAAUUUAGAAAGCUAAGGAAGUAGUUGAUCAGUCUUGCCGUGAACUAGUUCAUGUUGUUUAGUCUGCUCACUCACCGACAUGGCUGUUCAUCUCAGCUUUCUUUUCAUCCUCACUGCAGUCACAGGAAUUCACAGCGUGAAUACAGUCAGUAAAGUGUCAGUGAAGGCAGGAGAUUCAAUCACUAUCCCAUGUCUCUAUGGCUCACAAUACAUGAACAACGUGAAAUACUUGUGUAAAGGAUAUUACUGGAGCUCCUGUUCAUAUGCAGUUAAAACAAACCAACCACAUAGUUCAGGAAAGUUUUCAAUCUCUGACGACAAAAACCAAAGAAUCUUCACUGUGACUAUAAAAGAUCUGAUGAAUACAGACACUGAUUACUGGUGUAAUGUGGAGAUUAAUGGAAGGGUAGAUGUUGGACAGUAUUUUCACCUGUCCAUCACCACAGAUACACCCAGCCUCUCUGUGGAUCAUCAGGAGAUUACAGGAUUUAUUGGAGAGAGUAUAAACAUCAGUUGUUACUAUAGAAACUCUGGAGAAAGGAGGUGGUGCAGGUUGGGCAUGAACUGUGUGACAGGGUCAUCAGUAUCAAUGGAUGGAACAAGUGUGACCAUCAGUGCGACAGUCCCCAAUGUUUUCACUGUGACUAUGAGUGGACUGAAGGCAGAGAGCAGCGGCUGGUAUUACUGUGUUAAAGGAGAAUUACAGAUGCCAGUUCAUGUCACUGUUACUGAGACACCUACUACCACCACUUCAUCAUCACCCACUCCCAAACCUGUCAAUACCACCUCUGAUUCACUUCCCAGUGUUACAGCUAAUCGAAAGGGGUUCUUCAUCCCACUGAGUUUGUUGAUCGUCAUUGUCUUGGUGAUCUUGUUCAUGUGGUUUACAUUUAGAAAAGUGAACAAACAGACGGAAGCAGAAUCAUCAACCACAGCAACAGCUGAAGAGGAAGUGAAAUACAGUACUAUUAAACACAAGAGAAAACCAGGCCAGGGGUCAGAUGCUAAGAGUGAUGGGGAAGUGAUGUACAGCUCUGCGGUUAAGCCUGCUGUAAAACAACAAAUGGAAAAAAGGGUUGAAGCAACAGCUGAAGAUGUUACAUAUAGCACAUUGGCUCAAAGCAAGCAAAACCUGUAAAUAUUAAGCCAUAACUAAAUCUAUCCCACAGGUGUAUCAUAUUAUUUUUAGAUGUUGUUGUCAUGGUUUUGUUUGGUUAUAAUGUAAUUUUUUCAUUUUUCAUUUUUAAGUUUUAUACCCUCUUCUUGUUUUUGAUCCUCCUCCGCAUAAUUGAAAAAGGAAAAAAAAACAAUGUUUGACAUGACCAUUGACAACACUGCUGUAUUACUUAGUAAGCCUCACAAUGGUAAAUAAUCACAACUUAUACUUUAAAGAUGUUAGUGUGUACUUCCUCUGUGCUUAAACUUAUUUAUUUUUCAAUAUUUGAACUGUCUUCAUAGCCUGCUUUAAUGUGUUUUUGCUCAUAUUGCAUGAUAAGAGAAUACGUAAUUAUUAAAUGUAGUAAAUGAAAAAGACUAAAAGAACAAACUUACAGUAGGCCUAUUGUGUAGUAAAAUGAGCUGGGGAACAGUUGAGUCCUGAAGUGGUGUAAGAAUUUCCUGUCCUCAAAGUGAUGUCAAAGUGUGUCUCCUUUGGUUACUGAAAGUUCGCAAAUAGAAAUCACUCAUAAAAAUCUAAAUCAUUUUAUUUCUACUCCUUUGAAAAGCCACAACGUAAUAACAUCUACCAUUGUACAUACUAUAAUAUAGAACUUUCCUGUGAAAAACGAGCACAUAGGUCGUUUGUGCAGCAGGUUAUAAUGACCCAUAGUUAUGCUUUGUUAGUGCUGAUCGUUUCUUCUAAAACUUUGUUUCCACUGGACCUUGCAUCUACGUUUACUGUAAACUUUAUUCUGAACCCACAUUGUAACUGCAUAGAUAUUUAUGUACAUCACCUAACCAAUACAAUGUGACUGAUUUAUUUUCAUCCACACUGAACUCAAAUAUAUAACUUGUGAAUCAUACAUGCUUAAAAGUCAAGAAUUUAGAAAAGUAAGACUGGUAUUUGUUGCUGUCAGUUUAACACAUUGAGCCAGAGCAAGAGCAACAGUUGAAAUAAAAACAGUCUGCACCAGAAGCCACUCAAGCUGACCAAAUACAGGAAGUGACUUUCUGACUAAAGUGGUUUAACUCCAUCUAUUAUCAGUGAGAAUUCAGAAACAGCAGAUUCAAUUACUGAUUAAAAGAUAUGACAAUAAUUAUGCUUCUUUGGACAAUGCUACACAUUCGUGUUUUGAGGCUUACACUUCAUUAUUGU